CAUUGUUCUUCUUGCCACCAUGUCCGACCUCUACGCCGUCGCCGACUUCUGUCUCAUUCCCAUGGGAAUCGGCGAACCUUCGGUAGCAAAGUAUAUCGCAGAGUGCCAGCGUGUCUUAGAGAAGGCUGGAGUCCACUACAAGAUGCAUGGCUAUGGUACCAACAUAGAGGGCCCCUGGUCUGCAGUCAUGCAGGCUAUCCACGACUGUCAUGCUGCAGUCCACGCCAAGGGCGCGCCGCGCAUCGCGACUGACAUCCGCAUCGGCACCCGGACGGACAAGGAAACCGUCCCCGGUACGGGUAACGAAGGAAAGGUCAAGCGCGUCGAGGACAUCCUCGCUCAAGACAAAGCAUAGGGAUCAUAAUCCGAAUGUUAUUCGUAUCUAACAGGGAAUAUAGACCAUGUACCAUGUACACUACUUAUGUAGCGCCACUUCGACGGUCCUGCUU
This is a messenger RNA of Schizophyllum commune H4-8, 449 nucleotides long. RefSeq lists its product as uncharacterized. The record is from RefSeq and is a predicted model, not a curated record. Gene Ontology annotation, cellular component: cytosol. NCBI's taxonomy places the organism in Eukaryota, Fungi, Basidiomycota, Agaricomycetes, Agaricales, Schizophyllaceae. The transcript has 7 exons. Bases 20 to 355 code for a protein of 111 amino acids.